CGUAAAUUGAUCUGCUCCUGCGUGUAACUGCAACUCGUCUAAGGAACCGCGAAAAACAAUUUAUUUUAGAUCGUCGUGCAAGAGACAAACAAACUUUUGGCGAAUUCGCCUGUGUAGUAAAGAUAAGAAAGUAUCAGAUCAUAUUACUGUUUAAAGGUUUGAAUUGACUUAUUGUGAGUGAUAGGUUAAGAAUAUUCCCCUAGUGGUAAAUUUACAACUGAAGUCUAAGAUAAAAAUAGAACUUUAGAAUUUUUCUUUUUUAUAUUAGUAUUCUAUUUUUAAGUUGAGAUACAUAAGAACAUGGUUGUGUCGAAGCAUCUAAGACGGAAUAGGGCUAGACUAUUUCUUGCUGUGGCUAGUGUACUGAUCUUACUUAUACUUAGUUUUACUUAUCAAUCAGUAGAUUCAAAUGAAUAUUCUGUCAUUGAUACGGACACCAUUAAAGAACACCCUGUACCUCCUCCUAAGCCUCAAGUACCACUAGAUUUUCCUCCAGCAGUUGAAGAAAUAGCACCUCAUAGUCCCAAACAACCAAAGGGUAAAACCAAUAGACCUCAAUCAAAUAAAAUUAAAAAGCCAACCCCAGAUCAACUUAAAACUAUACGAGAUUAUACUGUGUUUUUUGAUAAGUUGGAAGAUUUUGCAAUUCAUGCUGAAUCCAUUAAGGAUAAAUAUACUACCGAUAAGGCCAAGGAAUUGUUUUCCAGUAGUGAUGACUUUUUAUUCUCAAAACAAUAUUUAGAAAAUGUAUUGGAUAUCCCUCAAGAUACUUUUGAUAAACUUAAGAAUUCACAUACUCGUUAUGUUGAACAAAGGAUUCCGGAUUUAGUCGAUAAGCUCGGAUUUUCAACAUUCGGUAAUAUUUUAGAAUCUGAUAAAGAAUGGAAUGAAUAUCAAGGCUCUGCAGGUUAUGUACUUGUUGGUGGUGGACGUUAUAGUUGGUUAUCAUAUUUAGUCAUCAGACAAAUUAGGGCUUCAGGAGGUAAAUUACCUAUAGAAUUGUUUAUUCCUACUAAAUCAGAUUAUGAUGAAGAAUUCUGUGAAAAAGUCUUGCCAAAACUCAAUGCCAGAUGUAAUGUAUUUGAUACCAAUUUAGCCAACAAUUUAGCUGCACGAUUUAAAAUUGGAGGUUAUCAAUAUAAAAUGUUAGCCUUAAUUAGUUCGAAGUUUGAAAAUGUCCUUUACUUGGAUUCAGAUAAUUUCCCUACUAAAAAUGUCGAAUAUCUCUUUGAAUCAAAACAGUAUAAAGAUUCUCACUUAUUAUUGUGGCCAGAUGCUUGGGCCAGAACAACCAAUCCUAAAUUUUUUGAAAUUGCUGGGGUUGAAGUCAAAGAAAAUAAAUUAAGAUAUUCAGCUUAUGAUAAAAAGCAAGCUCAACUUGCGGAUAAACCCUUAGAUCCACUUAGUUCAUAUACGUUUGAAAAUUCAAACUUUCAUGAUUUUGAAGGUUCUUUACCUGAUCCAACUUCUGAAACCGGUAUGCUUGUGAUCAACAAAACCACACAUUUAAAGACAUUACUUUUAUGCUUGUAUUAUAAUGUAUUUGGUCCCGACUUCUAUUACCCAAUAAUGACCCAAGGUUCUGCAGGAGAAGGUGAUAAAGAGUCCUUUAUAGCGGCAGCUCAUGUUCUUGGUAAUCGUUAUUUCCAAACCGCCAAACAAUUCAGAUGGACGGGUUAUGUAUCUGAAGCUGACGGUAAAUUCACGUCUAAAGCUUUGGGACAUUUCGAUCCUGCUUAUGAUGAACAAUCUGGGAAGGAAGCAGAUAUAAUAUUUAUGCAUUUAUCAUAUCCUAAAUAUUAUCCUAAUUGGUUAGUUGAUAAUCAUGAUUUGGUUUAUGAAAAAUCAGGUAAGCAUAUUAGAAUGUAUGCAGAUAUAAAUGAUAAUGUAGGUUAUGAUUUUGAUUUAAGAGUUCUACAAUUCUUUACUCAAGGUUUAUGUCCAAACUAUUUUAAUGAAGAGGGUUUAGCAGUAGAUGGAACUGAAGGACCUAGAAAAUCAAAAGAUUUCAUGGGUCCAUUCUUACCUUAUGUAGGAAGUGAUGAUGAAAUCAAUAGUAAACGAUGUGAGGAAGUAUUUAUUCCUCAUUUGAAGUGGUUAAAAGAAACCACACAAUUUCCGGAUAAUCUGGUAAUUGUAUAAUGUUAAUAAUAUUAAAUAAUAUAGUCUUUUAUUAAGUAUAAAUAUAGUAAUAAGUCUAGAAAUUGCAAAAUUUGGUUAAUGUAAAAAACUAGGCUUAGAACUGCCUAAUAAGGCUAAAGUGCGCCUGCACCCGGGAUGCCGAUCGGAUCGCAUUUUGACGUUAUUUCCAUAUUUUCUACAUUUCUUAUUGCGUUCACCUUUGGGGAAGUACGUUUAUCAUGGAAUUUCUUUUUGGGUAUAUGGG
Molecule: messenger RNA, 2386 nt
Organism: Scheffersomyces amazonensis
Lineage: Eukaryota; Fungi; Ascomycota; Pichiomycetes; Serinales; Debaryomycetaceae
Gene: MNN2
Product: Mnn2p
Exons: 1
Coding region: 301-2142 (613 amino acids)
Biological process (GO): mannan biosynthetic process
Cellular component (GO): Golgi apparatus
Molecular function (GO): alpha-1,2-mannosyltransferase activity
Source: RefSeq, a predicted model, not a curated record